UUCCGUCACUGUCACUGCCACGCACAUGUUGUCCGUACCUCGGCAGCAGCCAUGAUUAGGUGAAUGAAUCAGUUCUGAGCGGAAGCAGGUCAAGUUCAGCAGGGAGGGAAAAGUGCAGCUCAGGUGUCAAGGUGAGCGUGCGGGCACAGAUCAAGGUGUGAGCUCCGGGGAAAUGUGAACUCUCGUCAUCACGAUAACAAUAGUUACUCGAGCUGCAUGGCACCAACACAAUCAGCCCAGCUGCUCCUGUGUAAACCUGCAAUGUGAGGAACUGCACCGCCUGCAGCACAGAAGCAGUCUAGCUUUCGCACGCCGACUGAAAUAACAAUGCAUCAUAGCACGAUGACCCGCCUUUUAAUUAAGAUUUAGCCUGAAAUGUCGACUGCGUGUCGGCAACUGCGUGACACAUGACAUGAUUUAGGGUCUAUUUUCAGCGUGUCGUAAAUCAGGCAGUUUAAUUUUCGGCUCUUCGCGAUUUUUUGCACCUUCCUUCGCCACCUCGUGCCUGUGAUUUCUUCCUCCACAACACAUUUACGCUCAUCACUACCUCACUCCUCAUUCUUCUCUCCUCUUCUCAUCUUUCUUUUUGCCCCCUGUCUAUAAUUGGAUUCUAUUUUCAGGCCGCUAUAAGUGUCGGUGUCUCUUGUGUUUGUGUCUCGCACCCCAUUUUCUGUCUCUCCUCCAUCGUCACCCUCUGCUCUUAUCGCUCCCAUCGCGCUCUCCAUCUUUCUGUCGCCGUACAAAGCCACUCCUCUUCUUCUUCUCCUCCCUUUCUUCCCACUAACUGCUUCAUUUCUGCAAAACACCCUUCCAUUUACCUUUUUAUCCUUUUAGUUGUGACGGUUAAAUAUGAUGGAUAGCGUGCUAAAAGCCUUAUGCAAAGUUGUGUUGUAUGUGAAGUAAUGGAGAGCAGAGUAAACUGUACCUAACUGAUGUGAAUAGCUCUCUCAUGACCUAAUUCUGGUAGUCUGGGUUACACAGCGAUCUGAGAGAGAGGAGGAUAUAUUUAGUGAGUAGAAAAAAGAUAUAAAACAGAUGAUACAGGAUACAGAUGAGCCCAUAAAAUACAGGCAUUAUGUACCUAUACGUAAGUGACAUGUAUCAUAGACCUUUGAUGCGUUGAUGCGACUACAGGAACAUUUUUAUGAAAGGCAGCGAGCCAAUUAAGCAGCCUUUAUGAAGGGGAGGAGUGGAAAAUGAGUGGCUGACAGAGGGAGGGAGUCCUGCUGUAGGACUUGGUUGGCUGUCGGGAUGUCUCUAGAGGUGGUGCAUGUGUUUAAAAGACGAAAAAAGACUUAGAGAGAAAGGAAGCGAGGCUAUCAGAGAUGGAAAAAGUUGACUAACGAGUGGAGGACAUGGGGAUCUCUCAUCACACCAAAAAACCCUCAUCGAGAAGGCCGGGAAGCUGCAAAACCGCGACCGACGCGCCUCGACGGGGUCACGCGGCGCUGAACCGAACCGCGCCCGUGCGGACGGUGCUCAUCCGGCCGCUGCACGCGCGGAGCACACCCUCACGCAGACAGCACGCUCAGACGGCGCAGACACGCAAGGUGCACCCACAUCUGACGCAGGCACACAGGGCGAGCUCACAGACCGCACUCUGCUGCCCGACGCGGCCCCAUGAGCAGUACACAGCACACAGCGAUCACUCAGGCUGCACCUUCUACUGCUAUUUCUGCUACUGCUGUUACUGCUGCUGCCUCACGUUGCUCUCUUUCUCUCUCCUCCUCCUCCUGUCUCCACCUCCCAACGCUCCUCCCUCCGCCUUCAACUCAAACACCACUCUUCCUCCUCCCUCCUCCUCCUCCUACUCCCCCUCACAACCAUCAACUUCCUGUUCGGAUGAACUUUCCUGUGUCCAUCCUGACGUCAACCUGACUUCUUCUUCCGCCGCGUCUCUCUACUGCCCCGUGCCACCUUGUCUCAUCUCUGAUGAUUCUUUCCCCCUCUUCUACGCCUCGUCUCCUGACCUCACCUCUUCUGACCAACCCACCUCCUCUUGCCACGGCUCCUCUCCUACAUCUUCUUCUUCUUCAUCUUCUUCUGUGUCCUCUGACUCCUCACCCCCUCAUCAUCCUGUCCUCUGCCGGCCGUGGCCCUCUUCGCGUUCUCUUUCCUCCCUGCUCCUCUGCCCUCCCAGCUUUGGGGAUCCAGUCUUGUCCUAUGCAUCCACUUUGGAGCACAUCCCCUCUGGGCCAGCCCGGCCUCGGACGCUGCUGCGCCAGCAGAGCCUUCAGCAGCCUCUCAUCCACCCAUCAGGUCCUGGUCUCGGCCAGCCCCCCACCACCUCCCAGAGCUUGGGACAAUUACACACUGCACCUGGACAGCCUGGGGGAGGCGGGGGUGCUGGGAGAGGAGGGGGAGGCGGCAGCAGUGGUGAGGGUGGGGGUGCAGGUACACGAGGCGGUCCCAGGGGUGCGCGGGGCAGCCCAGCAGGAGCAGGUGCCUCUCGCUAUAGGGGAGGUGGUGCAGGAGGGCGCUCACGUGCCAAUCCUGGCAGCUGGGAUUACAUGAUGGACCAGAUCCGGAAUCGCGGCCUGGACGUCAAGUCCUUCCUAGAAGGGAAGAUGGUGGUCCUGGCUUUGGCCAUUGGUGUGGCCGAGCAAGAUGACUUUGCCAAUAUCCCUGACCUGCAGGAAACAGCGCAGGCAGCACCGGCAGCCAAUCAGGAGCCCCCUCCUGAGAAGAGGGGCAACAAGCCAGCUAACAGCCCCAAGGGCCAACCCCCUGAUGCUGAUGGCCACUCCUCCGUCACUGACCUGGCCAACUCUCUCACUGGAGACAUGGUGAUGCUCUCCCCGGGUUCGGAGGACGAUGACGGCGAAGGGCCCAUCAGUGAGAAGCUGGGCCGGAUCCAGUUCAGCAUAGGCUACAGCUUCCAGAACACGACCCUCACCGUUAAAGUGCUGAGGGGCCAGGAGCUCCCGGCCAAAGACUUCUCCGGCACCUCCGACCCCUUCGUCAAAAUCUACCUGCUGCCCGACAAGAAGCACAAGCUGGAGACCAAGGUCAAGAGGAAGAACCUCAACCCCCACUGGAAUGAAACCUUCCUGUUCGAGGGCUUCCCUUACGAGAAAGUCAGAGAGCGCACGCUGUACCUUCAGGUGUUGGACUACGACCGCUUCAGCAGGAAUGACCCCAUUGGAGAGGUGUCAAUUCCCCUUAACAAGGUGGAACUGGGCCAGAUAAAGACCUUCUGGAAGGAGCUCAAGCCCUGCAGUGAUGGCAGUGGGAGACGAGGAGACCUGCUGGUGUCUCUCUGCUAUAAUCCCACUGCCAACACCAUCACUGUGAACAUCAUCAAAGCCCGCAAUCUCAAAGCCAUGGAUAUCGGGGGCACCUCAGAUCCAUAUGUGAAGGUGUGGCUGAUGCACAAGGACAAGCGCGUAGAGAAGAAGAAGACAGUGACGAUGAAGCGCUGUCUGAACCCCGUCUUCAACGAGUCCUUCCCCUUCGACGUGCCCGCCCAUGUGCUGAGGGAGACCACCAUCAUCAUCACCGUCAUGGACAAGGACCGGCUCAGCCGCAACGAUGUCAUCGGCAAGAUCUACCUAUCGUGGAAGAGUGGACCAGCUGAGGUGAAGCACUGGAAAGACAUGCUCGCUCGGCCGCGUACUAACGUCGCCCAGUGGCACGCUCUCAAGGCCUGAUCGCAUCGCCCAGCUUCCUCCAUGGCCCCUUCCCGUCUCCUGCUCCUCCUUCCUCCUCCCCCUCCCCUCCUCCUCCUCCCCACUCCCGUCCUUAUGCACAAGACUGACUUGCUGCCAGGCUGCGAAACACGGGUACAAUUAGCCAUCUGCUCUCUUAAACCUUUAAACUCUUUUUCUCCUUUCUUUGAAAAGUCUCCACUUCUCUCCGACUCCUCUCUCUUCUUCUGUCCGCUCCUCCUCAUACAAGCCGUGUCUUAAUUUCUGUGUCUCCCCACUUUGCCAAUGGUCCCCCUGUUUCUGACUGUCUGUAUGUCUGUCUGUCCUUAUGCACUUUGCCUAUGGAGGUCCGAUGUUUGGUUUCUUUGUCGACCCCUUGGUUCUGAACUGCACUGCAGCCCCUUGACCCAUUUAAGGUGCCAGUCCCGUGGGAUCACAGAGAAUUCUAAGUAACGAUCUAAUCUCAUAUAAUCCUAUUGUAUGACUAUUCCAGGUACACAAUACUAUACAGUAUGUACUGUAUGUACAUGUACAUAUUAAUAUAUUAGGCGUUUAGAUUGGCAGAACUACCCCUAUACACAUGACUAGUAUACAGUGUGUUACCCAUAGACUGUCUGCUGUUUCCCAUCUCUCCUCUCUCUUCAUUUCUUGUCCUUGUCAUCUGUCUCGAGUGUAUUAUAUCCUCUCCCCAUUUCAGUCUCUCCGUCUUUUGCUCAGAAGUGGUUUAAUGUUCAGCUGAAGUUGUCGAAGGCAAUCAAUACUCGGCUUGUGAUGAAACCAGCUGAACUCAAGAUGGAAUUGUUGAUACUGCUGUCUCUUCUCUCCCCCCUAUUUUUCCUUCUCUGUGCUCUUCUUUAUCUUCUCUUCUCCCCUUCUUAUUGUUCCCUCAUUUCUCUCCCUCUGGCACAAUAUUAGUGAACAACUCCACUUUCUGGACCCCCCCACCCCCAGCUCUCCCCCACUCCUUCGUCGUCUGUGUGCUGUGGGUGCUGUGCUGUAGCUCCAAACAACAAAAAUAGAGAUUAAAAAAGAAAAAAAACAACAAAAAACGUAAAUAAACUGAACUUUCCGAAGCUGGGAAAGCGGGAACACGAGAAAAAAACUUGUGAAAUGGAUCGCUCCUGAUUUUUUCCAGACAAAAAGCCCUGACGUGGAGAGAGAAAAAAGAAGAUGAGAAACAAAAAAAAAAAAAACGACCAAAAUGAAUCCCCCCCCACCCCCCCAGAUGAUACAAUGAUGUCAUUUUCUCACAGCAUCAUCAACUGAGGAAACCAAUUAAAAAAAAUCUUCUUCCAAUGUUAAGAUGAAAACAGAAGCCAAAAGCAGAGUUUGCGCUGUUUGUGCACAUGCGUUCGGCUGCGUGUGCACACUUCUGUGUGUUUAUCGAUGCUAUGAAUUCUUUGUACUGCCCUGUGCUCUUGUGUUGUGCUGAUGUGGGUGUGCUGCGUUGACGUGUGCCUGUUGCUGUGUGUGUGUGUGUGUGUGUGUGUGGUUGUGUGUGUGUGUACGUUCACAGGAGCAACAUAAUUCAGACUCGGCAGAAAUUCUUCUUCUUCUCUUUUCUCUUUCUCAUCUUGCGCUCUUCUUGCUCUUCUUACUGCCAUUGUUUCCCCAUCCUCCUUUACUGCCCUGCCUUCUGAACGAGGGCACGGGGAAGUUCUACCUGCACUUUUUGAAAAAUGUAAUAACAAUAAUAAUAAUGAUGAUGAUGGUUUUGAUGAUGAUGGUAACAGUACUGGUGAAAAUUAAGGGAGGAGAAUCUGGAAGGGUGAGCAGCAGUCGGGGGAGAGGAGACGUCCGCUCUGUGUUUUUUUGGGGGGGUUUGGAGACAAGUGGAGGACACAAAGGACGGAUGUAGGGCUCUCAUCCCCCUCUUUUUGGUCCUCUUUCCUCCCUCAAUUUGCCUGUGUGUUUGUGUGUGUGUGUGUAUUUGUAUAUCAGUGUGUACCAAGCUCCUGGCGACAGGUGGCUGGCGUCUGAAAUGUCAGGCGCGGAUGAAGAAAUCAGACCUGUCCGCUCGUCACGUGGAGGGCCAGCCAGCACAACAGUGCUGUUACAGUGCGUUGAUCAACAGCGAGCACCAACAAAGAGCCCGGUUGCCGAACAAUGGGCGCGUAUCUGGAAGCAGUAUCGCAGAUGUGCAUUUGGGCCUUAACGCAGGAAGAAGGAGGAGAAAAAUGAGAUAGCAAGGCUGAGUUUUUGUUGUUGUUCGCAGAACGCGGCUGUGUAUCACAGACAGUGGGUGUGAUAUUAGAUGAUGGUCUGAUCUGCCACUGUGAGAUUCCGUAGAGGCAGAUUAGACAUUAUCUCUUCCCUGAGUGCUUGAGAGUGUACUGGUAGCUGCCCUGCUUGUCAGGCACGUUCAGCUCAGCUCGAUAUGUUCUGUAGCGUAAAUAAAACAGUCGUAAAGCAGCGACGUGAACGCUGUCAGCCAUUGAGAGCUGCUCAAACACGCUCUCCCUCUCUCUCAGUGUACUCUCUACUGUAACUGCCUGUCUGUCUCGUGUUUUUCACAUUCAGAAAAUCCUGUGAAGUGUAAUCCUCUCAGCCGCUCAGGAUUUGUUUAACUGGAGCAGCUUCUAAAUGAGGACACACCUUUCAGACACCCUGUUAGACUGACUUUGCAAGCAGACACGAUCAUUUGCUUGUUUCUUUAUUUUUUGGUUGAAGCAUCGCUGCUUCUGUGGAUGCGGCAUUUCAACUGGCCCCAUUAAAUUCAUGCCUCGCACACCCCAGGCCCUGCAGUGGCUUUUAUUUUCUCUUAUCAUGCAAAAAAUUUGAUAGUAUCUCGUGCGUCCGUGCUCGUUUUUGAUUUAUAACGACGAUAACCUGACCACCAAGGGGAAAGAUUAUGUAAUUCAACUCGCAUCUACAUCAGGUUAGUCCUCGUCUAGUGCCUCCAUAAGCUGGUCCGGGCGGCACACUGCGAGCUGCGAGUGAGUUCUGGGCAGUGUGUUUCGUGUGAGACCGCUGUGAUGCACUGAUCCAGUCCAGCACCCUUCAGAACAAUUGGCCAGCCGAAGAAAAGGGCCCACUGUUUUGACAGCCACUGCCUGCAGUGUCACAGCACAUUACGCUCCCAUUAGGUGGUCAGAAAGGAGCAAUAUCUGCUUCCUCGGACCCAGAGGAGUCACUGUUUGCAGAGGUAAUACUACGCUAAGAAUAAUACAAAACAUACACUCUUAUUGGUAACCACGAGCGUGAUGGACGGGGAUAAAGGCUCGUCUGUCAGAAUGAGGGAAAGGAUCAGUGGGCGAUCACGGCUGAAGCUGUGAAAACCAGACGUGGUCUGAAUAUGCAGGUGUGCAGGUGAUGAGUCAAUACAAUAUGUCCGCCAGUUCUUUUCACCAAGAUUACACGUUGCACAAGAAGAGAUAAAUUGCCGUGCUACACGGGUUUACAAAGCUUAGUCAUCAGUGACCCUGCAAACUGGGGGAUAUGGCUUUAUUUAUAGUAACAUGAGGCUCUGAGUUAUGCGGCUGAUCCUCGAAGGCAGACUGGAGGCUGGAGGGCUACAGAGUUAGGCUUUUAAAAACUCACAACACCGAGUGCCUGUGAAUGCAGACUUCUACUUAAAAGUAAAUCUGGCGCAUAAUUCUGUUUUUAAAAACUUGGCUGCAUAAAGGUCAAGUGUGUAGGAUUUACGAAAAAAAAACCAAAAACACUGAAAUAACAGAAUCAUUGUGUUUUCGUUACCCGAGAGUAAAACCGUGUUGCACCGCCAUGUUUAUCUGCCACCUUAAGGGAAGGUGAGACGAGGGGUAUAGAUGCCACUAAAUCCUUCACAAUGGGCCUUUUAAAUAGGAUGGUCAUCAAAUAAUUGGCCACUGACAAAGGUAGGAAUAGGUGAGCUAAAAGUAGGAAAACUUGGAUUUCCUUUAGUUGCUUUUACUUUCAUACAUACAAAUCUGCGGCUGCCCUCAACUGUACGGAGCCUGUUCGUUUUCAAUGAAACGGCUCUCAAAACCCUUUUGUAGCCACAGUUGGCAACUAACUGGUGAACAUAGAGGAGCAUGUAGCAGCUAAACAGCCAGAUAAUUCCCUCAACAGAGUUAAAAUUAACCAUUUCAUCAUAUCAACUUGAAACGUGAUACGUCAAUAUUGCAUUGGUUCAAAUGUUGGAUGUGAAAUAAGUAUUAGCAUUAGAUAAAUACAGUGAGUAUGUUAUCCUGCAUAGAGUAAUAAUGUUAAAGAGGCACGGCUACUUAUAAGCUUUAUAUGCAUAGAUAAUUCAGCUGAGCAUUUAUCUUAAUUUAUCUAGAUUUACACGAAUAAAGCGACUAUUUAUGCUCAAGGUCUGAAAGCAACAAGAGGAAAAAAAGCUAGCAUGUGAUUGUGAUUUCUAGACUGUGAUACGGUUAAAGUUAUUUACUUUAGCAAACAGGACACAAAUAAUUCAUCAGAGAGCAUCCAGAAAGCUGCUCACUCCAUAAAAUAAGCAGGAGUCGCAAACAUUAUGUUCUCUCAACGCCAGCAGUCACACGGCAGCGCCAUUAAAAUGGAUGGUAAGCUCAGAGCCAAACAGUAUAAAGGAGAAAGCAAUUUCCAAAUCCCAGUUUUAUUAUACUGCCACCUGUCUCACACUUCUAAAAGUAUUGCCUUUUGUUGGCACCGGCACUGUCGGCGGUGACCUUCAACCACCCUGAGCUCAUGAAUAUAGCAUGGCAGUGUUUGCAGAUGCUCGCAGUCAAGACUUUGGUGGGACUGACUUCACUCGGUGUUCCUGCCUCUCCUCGUGCUCAGACUUUCAUCAGGGCUCCGUUCCCUGGCAAAGCCAACUGGCCGGUGCAGGUGUGGAUAAUUACUGUUUGAUUAAAAAGAGGUGACGGCAGACACAGCCGACACUGCCAACAGCUCUGCACCUGAACCAGUGGUCUUUAAAAGUGACUUCUGAGUUACCUGCUUUAUUUUGUUAAAUCUGGACAUCAUUAGAACAACUUUAUCAUUUCUGUUGCAUUAAGCUCUCGCAGAUUUCUGCCACACUUGCAUUGUGACUAUGUGGAUGUCAGCCUGUCGUUUGCCUCCAGCAGUCCCGUCAUGUGGAACUUGCUAUAUAUAUAUAUAUAUAUAUCCAAGCCAAAUUUCAAAAUCCCUCGGGAUUGAUCGCGGUGGAUUCAGAUCACCUGUGCGGCACAUGGUGUGGAGUCCAGCUCCUAGUUAAUGAGGGAAAACAGCUUGGGGAAUUCCCCUCCCAGCCAAUCAGGGUGAGACGACGCCCUUUUGUGAAGGCUCAAGAGAGGUGGGGAAUGGCACCUGGGUCUGUCCCAGACACACUGUAGAACUCAUCCAAACAGAAUGUCAGUGAGAAACUCUGCUCUGUUUAGUAGAUAGCAUGGAAGGGAGGGACUGCAGGUGAUGCUAUAUUUUGAUAACCUAUUAAUUGGUUUGAGUAAUUUUUAAAGACAAAGUCAAAAUUCUCUGAUUCCAGCAUCGUUGGUGUGAAUAUUUUCAGGUUUCUCUAGUCUUCUAUGACAGUAGCCUGAAUAUGUUUGGGCUGUAGACAAAACAAAAUGUUUGCGUGUGCCAUCUUGGGUUUUGAGAAACACUUUUUCACCAUUGUAGAUAUUUUCUAGACCCAACAGCUAACUGAUAAAUCAAGAUGAAAAUCAACAAUGAAAGUAGUCACUUGCAGCCCAGUGUUAAAAGCCUGCCAUUACCAAAAUCGGCCCUUUAUUCACUCACUAAAUUGCUUGUUAGUUGUUUUUCAGACAUGUUGAGAAAUCAAUACGUUGCAUUUUUUGAACACCAGUGAAAUCAGUGUGCAUGAUGUUGACACUACUUUUUUUAAUGUGAAACACACAUUAUUCAAUAAAUAUAGCGCAUAAUAUAAGUACAGAGGGAUUUAAGACAGAUGUUGUAAACAUUAUGCUUGAUAAACAUCAGCAUGCCAGCACUGUCACUGUGAUCAUGUUAGCAUGCUGACAUUAGCGUUCAGCUUGAACCCUGCUGUGCCUAAGUGGAGCCUCACAGAGCUGCUAGCAUUGUCUGUAGACUCCUGUUAUCAGUCUGUCCAGCCGAGUUUAGAGCAGGAGGAUCUCCAUCUCCUGGACCUCUUCUUUAAGAUGUUUAUUCAUGGGUGUGUGUGUGUCCCCCAAAUUCAUCAUUGUCACCAGCAGCCUUCCUUUCUCUGUUUACCUUCUAAAUAACUGAAAGCUUUAUUGGCUGAAGGGGUCACACCUGUUUGCCAAGGGAUUAGCAAGAUAUUCUUCAGCGCCUGAUGAUAUUGUUUGUCAUUGUCAUGCUCCUGUUCCUUCCCUUAUCCUGCGACACGAGUUUUCCUUGAUGGAUAUGGCUUUCUUAAGAUGAGCGUCAGUGACUCACUGUGUUGGAAAGUUGCCCGCUUUUCUGUAGUUUGUGCGAUAUUGAAUUAAGGGUACACUGUGCUUAAUGUCUGAGGGAACCUGAGGGGUGUGUGUGUGUGUGUGUGUGUGUGUGUGUGUGUGUGUGUGUGUGUGUGUGUGUGUGUGUGUGCGUGUGCAUGUGUGGAUUCAAAUCAGGCUGUAGUAAGCUCAUCCUGGAGGGACUGCAGUUGAUGCGUUAUUCUGCUGAAUCAUGUUGUGACAGCUGAGUCAGCCCAGAGGUCUUUCUUGGUCACCUUUGUCAUUUGUCCAGUCAGCCCCCCCCCCCCACCACAGCGUGAGUCUCGCCCUGCACAGACCGGCCUCUUCUUCCCUCGACUCACCCUUUCAAUUGUUUUAAGCAUCUGGUAAAAAAAAAAAACCCGAUGUGACUCCUCCCAAUCAGGGUCCAAGUAAGCAUUAUGUGAAUGGUAACAAAAAUGAAUAUUGAAAACAAUAACGAGUAAUAAUAUCUUUUUUUUUCUCUUUUCUGUUCACAUUUGACUGUUGGUCAGUGUGUAUGUGUGUGUGUGCUUGGUGUUCUUGUGUUGGGUUUAAUUCUUUACAAACAAAAACGUGAUAAGAAAAAUCCUUCUGUUUUUGGAAAAACUUUAUGUAAAUAUCGUUGGUGAAAAAUUAACAUUUGUUGUACGCCAAGUUUUCAUUUGUCACUUGAAAUGAUGAAGAAAACAAUGAUAUUCAUGAAUAACAGUGGUGAUGUUGAUGAUGCUGAAGCUGAUUAUACCUGCCCUUCUUGAAUAAGGGCUUUUGAUGUCCGCUGUAUUUUUGUUGGAGGCGUCGUGAGGUCGGGGCAAGACAACGAAAGGGGAAGGAGUGAUACCCAACACAUCCCGGGCCCUCUGUAGCAACACUGCCACAUACUUUUUAACCCCCCUGCCGCCCCGCCCCCAUACCUCCAGGAAAUACACUGAGCGAUGUGUGGCACAAAUCGUAGCCUGUGUUAUUAACGCCAUAGAUCAUCUUUGUAUUUUUUAUUACAAACAUGAAACAUAGAGUGCUCCUUGGCAGCAGGAAAGGACUCCUCACCUCCCUGUGGAGUCCGCCCCGGUCGCUUGGCAUCACAUCUCGCCCUGUCUGCUUAUAGGCUUGGGGAUUUACUGUAAUGCCAUUGUGUUAGACAGGAUUGGCCCUGUACUGACACUGAUGAUGCCUUCUUCAUUGAAUUUUGGAGUCAUUAUAGCUCUGCCGGAGGCCAUACAUGGGGAUGGGCAUGUAUGGAGGAGGGAGUGGGUUCCAAGUGGAAGGACGGGCACCAUCCGCCCGACCCUGUAAGGAUAAUCAGCAUGCUUGUGAUUCAAGCUUUUAUUUUGCGGGGUGGGGGGUUCGACUCAUGAUUAAGCACAACUGACUGCCGUGAACUCGCCGCAUAAUAUGCUUUUCUCCUGCCUAGUCAGAUAUUUGUGAGAACCCUCCAGCAAGAAAACCCCCAGGAUUAGCGCAAGAGCCAAACUACAAACGGCCGUAUGGCAGACGUAGUGGGAACGAGAGGUUUAAUCAUUCAAAAAGCAGUGAAGGAGAAUGAGAUUGAUCCUUCCAAAUGUCCAAAAAUGUGCCCUGUGCCUUCUCGGCAGACAUUUAUUCAGCGCACUGCUGCAUCCAAAACAAAAUAGAGAGAAUACACAGGGCUGUAGUCCGGUUAUUUUCUCUGCAGGUGUCUGUACACCCACUUCCCUGUUUUCAAUAUGCCAUAGCCUUAUGUGUCUGGCCGGGGAUGGAGCUUAUCAGUUUGGUAUUACUUUUUAGGGACAGAGUCGGCCACAGACAUGAUACCGUGCAGCAGAUACUCCCAGCAGCCGUCUGCAGGAAGGACAGUAGAUACAGUCCUGCCUUCGUUUGUAACACCAUCCUGUAGAGGGAGUCCCACAGGGGCGCACACACACACGCACACAUGAUCUGCUGUUAAUCGAUGCACUGAAAAUAACUUCUGACUUUUCCCCCUAAAUCCAGAUCUGUCAGUGUAUUUUUCCUUCCUCGCUGGUUGUAAAUAGACUUUGUGAUUCAGUUAGAGCAGCCUCUAACUUCUGCCAUAACGUGGACAUUUCUAAUCAGGUAGGUAAUAAGCAAUACACUCAAUUGAUUGAACGCCAUACGCUGAAACCUGAGUCCGAUGACGACUCCCCUUUUGCUUUGAGGGAUGUUGAGGGUAACUCUCCUGUUUGUUCACCUCCUUUCUCGACUUGCCGCGGCCCACCUCUUCAACAAAGAGUGCUCUAACUUAAAACACACAAUUGUGAUGUGUACAAUCUAAUUUAAUGUAUUUAUUUAUGUAUUUUUGCCAACUUUGUAUAGUGUAUAAAUAUCUAUAAAUAUAUGAAAAAUGACAGUACUGUAUAGAUUUUAGCUGCCUGGUAAGGUUAAUAGUAUAUACUUGGUAGACUAAAAGAAAAAGCGUAGAGCUGUUCAAAAGCCAGUCAUUGAGAAAAUGCUUUCUGUAAAACCCGGUGCCACUGGCUCUUUUUAUAAUCUAGGUUUCGUUUCUGGUUUAUUUUUUUAUUAUUGCCAGUGGGAUCCAAAGUGCGUGUCGUUCUUCUUCCUUCGUCCGUUCGUUCGUUGAUUGGUUUGUUUCUUUGUUUUCUUUGUUUUUUUCCUUUUUUUCCUUGUUUUUUUUGUUGUUGUUUUUUUCUUGACAAGACACAGCGAGGUUCUGGCAGCCAGGAGAGUGCAGUUGGAACGCAGACUGGGACCCUGUGCAGUAGUGUGUAUGUGUGUGUGCGUAUGCGUGUUUAGGUGUGUGUCCGUCCAUGGUAGUACUAGUGCUCUCUGUGCAGUGCCUCCCUCUCUCCUCCUCCCUCCCUCUCUCCUCCUCCCCCACCCCCACCCCCUCUUCUCUGAUGUAGUUUGUCAUGUGACGCAGUGUGUGUUGAGGUGCAGGAUGACUGUGUUGGCCGAAGCUGGCAGAUGCCCUCUCUCUCUCUCUCUCUCUCUCUCUCUCUCUCUCUCUCUCUCUCUCUCUCUCUCUCUCUCUCUCUCUCUCUCUCUCUCUCUCUCUCUCUCUCUCUUUCUCUCUCUCUCGUGCCCACCUUGCUUCUUCAUUACGACGCUUCAUUUUAAUCCUCCACCAAGUAUAGAUUUCCACUUCCUCCGCCCGAUUGUUCAUUUACUCUCCCAUUCAGCUGGUAAUGCAUACACCCACCAGAGUCUAAUUUCCCAGUAAUCCAUGCUCUACUCAUCUAUCUGCGAUUCUUUGUCCAUUAGCGGCCCUCAUCCGUCACCCUCCACAUUGCCGUAGAGCACCUUGUUUCCCCCCGCCCCCCCCCCCUUACAGAGCUCUGUGGACCAGAGAAUGAUUUAGCACAAAAAAAGAGCAGAUCCACACAUCCAUCAUGUUUUCUUUUUCUUGCUUGUACAUCUUUCUUGUAUCUCUGAGGAGAGGGCAGCUGCCAGCCCGGCACGCAGAAAACACAAAGCAGCCAUAUUCAGAUGUCAAGCACAGGUCUGUGACUCAAAUCUAUGUUGUGGUGGCUUCACUGCCGCUUCGUUUUGUAGCAAGAGCAAAGAGAAAACAGCCUUAACGAUCGGACCAACUACACACACAGAAAAAAAUAACUAGUGGGAUAUGUGCAUUUGUAGUGGACUACUUACCUUCCCUUUCCCACACCAGAUUUAUUACUCAGUAUUCUGAUGUGUUGCUUGGUUGCUCUGUACAUAUCUGUGUAGUACUUCUGUUGAUGUCCCUGUAUUAGUAUAGUAACGGGUUCUUACUGGGCAGCCUCCGCAGACGUCCUCUCCCUCCUGUCUCAUCUCAUUUCCUUAAAAAAACACUUCAAAACAUUCCAUCUGAAUCUCAAGUGAGCAACAUUUUAGAGAUGAUUAGAUUUCAUGCAGACUGAGGGGUAAAAAAAAAAAAAAAAAAAAACAGCAGAGGGACUGUACCACAAACAUUACCGCUGGAGCCAUGAUAAUAACCAAGACGUCGUGUCUGUGCUCACGUCCCUCUGAGAGCUGCAGCGGCAGACUCAGCUUUAAGACCAGGACACACACACACACGUCGCUCUGCUCCUCCAAACACCGCCGCCGCGCCGACCUCACCCAGCUCUGACAGGUCAGCGGGUCACCGACUGGUUUGAGGAGCCCUCCGACCUGCAGGGAGGUGAAAGGGGGUGAGGUAGGCGAGGAGGUGGGAAGAGCCCCGGGAGGCAGCAGAGAGGCCUGUCCGUGUGGUCAGAUCCGGGGUCAGGAGGGAAGGGAGCGAGGGCGUCUCGAGGUCAAACCCAGUAGCUCUUUGGUUUUGCGUUCCAUGUUUUUUUUAGCCUCUCCUGUUUUUUGGCCGAGCGGACUGUGAUCUUACUGGUUGAUUUUCUUGUUCUCCUCCACCCAUCAGUGUUACAGAGUGUGUUGGGUGGAUGGAGCCAUGGAGCUGAGCUCUGAUUUUGUUCCAUAUUAAAGAAUCAUUUUUACUAAG
Messenger RNA from Acanthopagrus latus (yellowfin seabream), 14408 nucleotides. Its product is annotated as rabphilin-3A-like. NCBI's taxonomy places the organism in Eukaryota, Metazoa, Chordata, Actinopteri, Spariformes, Sparidae. Bases 1356 to 3650 code for a protein of 764 amino acids. The transcript is spliced from 8 exons. Gene Ontology annotation, cellular component: synaptic vesicle; synapse; axon. Gene Ontology annotation, molecular function: phosphatidylserine binding; SNARE binding; calcium ion binding. The record is from RefSeq and is a predicted model, not a curated record. Gene Ontology annotation, biological process: calcium-ion regulated exocytosis; cellular response to calcium ion; regulation of calcium ion-dependent exocytosis.